Molecule: messenger RNA, 1618 nt
Organism: Schistocerca americana (American grasshopper)
Lineage: Eukaryota; Metazoa; Arthropoda; Insecta; Orthoptera; Acrididae
Exons: 7
Coding region: 1-1188 (395 amino acids)
Biological process (GO): positive regulation of cell population proliferation; positive regulation of protein autophosphorylation
Cellular component (GO): membrane
Molecular function (GO): growth factor receptor binding; growth factor activity
Source: RefSeq, a predicted model, not a curated record
AUGAGGAGAGCGCCGAGGUCGGUCCGGCCGAGGCCGGAAGAUUGCCGAGGAGCCGCGACCGCAGCAGCGGACAGCUCUGGCCUCGGCGUCGUCGCCGGCCCGGCCGCGUCUUUCCUGCGGCGCGCGCUCGCUUCCUGCGACAGCGCCCAGCGCCCACCGCCGUCGCCUUCCGCUUCCCGGGGCAGUCACUCGCGCGCGUCGCCUCACACGCUCAACCUGGCUGGCGCUGCACCGGCGCCCGCGCUUCACCUCACCAUCACCUCAGCUCUGCACACCUCCACCGUCGGCGACGCCAUGCCGUCCUCUGCCUUGCCGCUGCUCUUGCUGCUCCACAUACUGACGGUCGCCGUCUCGCCGUCCGGACACUUGCACAGAAAGGACUCUCAUCGGAGCAAGGAGCGGCUGCAGCAGCUGUCGCUUCGCCUGCACCGGUCGGCGUCGGCCGUGGAGCUGGCGUCGGUGCUGGCCGCGCACGACCCGGCCGCCUUCUGCGACAAGGACAUGUUGCGCUGGUUCCGCAGGCAAGCGCACGCCGCCAGGUCGCCGGAAGCCAUGGCUUCCUUCGAGGAUCUUAAGCAAAAGUGCAGACGCAUCAAAGUCAGACGACACCCCAGAAGGCUGUUAGGUCCGAAGAGAGGAGCAUCUUCUAAAGUGUCGCCGGAACAGCUGGUGUCGCUGCACCGGCGCCUGACGGGCCUGCGCUGCCAGCCGCGGCGCGCCAUGGUGACGCUGAACGUGACGCAGCACGACGCCAUCACGUUCCCCAGCUGCGUGGCCGUCAGGCGCUGCGCCGGCUGCGACUGCCCGGGAGACGGCGAGCACUGCGCGCCCACCAAGACCGCCACCGUCAAGCGCAAGGUGCUGUCUGUAACCAGCCGGUUGCUAGCCAAUGGGACAUUGAAGGAGAGCGUUCACGUCAAGGUUAUCCCGGUGGAGAGCCACGUAGAGUGCGGUUGUGUCUGCAAGGUGCAGCCAGAGGACUGCAGCCCGUGGCAGUGGUACGACGAGAACUCGUGCAGCUGCCAGUGCCGGCACGCCGCGGCGCAGGCGCACUGCAGGGGGGUGCGGCGCUGGAACCACAGGCGCUGCCUCUGCGAGUGCCGCUCGCCGCCUUUCUGCAGCACCGGCUUCCACGUCGACCCCCUCUCCUGCCGGUGCGUGCCAGAUCCUGACAACAACGUGGUCUGACGAAAAAGACAACUUACAACAACACUGAUUCUCUCGACCGACGCCAAAGGCAUGGAGAUGGUACAACGGCUGCAGCGUACUCACUCUGACAAUUAACUAAACUUCGGAGGAUACAGAGGAAGCUCCCUGUGGCUAAAGUAAAUGCAAGAUUAAACCGACAUGGUAUUCUGAUAACUUGAGAGCCUGACAACAAUACUUUCUCCUCGACGAAUAAUGUUUGAACUUCUCACAGUGGUCCAUCGCUGAGAAAGACAGCGAAAAGGAAGCUAAUGUUAUACGUCUGCACAAAUCGCGGAUCUGAUAUUGCCAUUUCUUCGAUGUGUAAAAACAAUCUUGGAACGUGGUUUAAAAAUUUUAUCAUUGACUUUCCUUGAAAUGAAUGCCAUCCAUCAACUGUACAAUAUUUUUGUAAUACAUUCAUAUAAUAUAA